AUGAAGACCUCCACAGCUGCCCUUGCUGUACUUUUCGUGGCUGUCCUCUGCUACCAGGUCUCCUCUUCUCCAACUUCUGUCAACUUUUCUGGUCCCUGCUGCGUCAAAUACAGCACCAAAGCGUUUCCCUCGAGCCGCGUGAUGAUGUAUGAGCACACAGGCAGCCACUGCUUCCAGCCAGCCGUGAUAUUUACCACGGUCGUAGGCAGGAUGGUCUGUGGCAAACCCGAUGAUAAGUGGGUCCAGGACAUCGUGAAUCACCAAAAGGACAAGGCAGGCCGUGGAUGAGCAAUACCCUGCUCCCUCCAAGCAUCACCUCUGUGAGGACCUUCUCUCAUGGGCACCUCCAAGACACGUC
Molecule: messenger RNA, 358 nt
Organism: Aptenodytes forsteri (emperor penguin)
Lineage: Eukaryota; Metazoa; Chordata; Aves; Sphenisciformes; Spheniscidae
Product: C-C motif chemokine 4 homolog
Exons: 3
Coding region: 1-288 (95 amino acids)
Biological process (GO): positive regulation of GTPase activity; inflammatory response; cellular response to type II interferon
Cellular component (GO): extracellular region
Molecular function (GO): CCR chemokine receptor binding; chemokine activity
Source: RefSeq, a predicted model, not a curated record